Molecule: messenger RNA, 333 nt
Organism: Didymosphaeria variabile
Lineage: Eukaryota; Fungi; Ascomycota; Dothideomycetes; Pleosporales; Didymosphaeriaceae
Exons: 3
Coding region: 1-333 (110 amino acids)
Source: RefSeq, a predicted model, not a curated record
AUGGCUAUCAUUCACUUGGUGUUCUUUGCAUGGAAACCGGAUGUCUCCAAGGAGCAGGUUUAUGAAGUUCUAACGCGUUUGCAAGCUCUAGAGCAGGACUGUAUCCAUCCGACCUCCAAGAAGCCGUACAUUAAGUCGCUCAAAGCCGGCAGUAAUAACUCCCCGGAAGGCGUUUCGGAUCCCUACACACACGGUUUUGUGGUCGAGUUCGAGGGCGCCGAAGAUAGAGAUUACUACGUCGACAAAGAUCCUGCGCAUACUGAUUUUAAGAGUUUUGUCGGACCGCAUCUAGCGAGUGUGAAAGUGGUAGACUUUGAGCCAGGGGUGUUUUAG